CUGCGGGGUGUGCGGCGGCCCAAGCGGUUUCAAACGGCUUGGAGCAGGCCUCUCGGUUCUGACCCGCCUGAGGAACUACUUUUAAUUCCAAGGAGAAACUAGAAGCACAAUGGGUGAUGACAGUGAAUGGUUGAAAUUGCCAGUUGAUCAGAAGUGUGAACACAAGCUGUGGAAAGCAAGGUUAAGUGGAUAUGAAGAGGCCCUGAAAAUUUUCCAGAAAAUAAAAGAUGAAAAGAGCCCAGAAUGGUCCAAAUUUUUGGGAUUGAUCAAAAAAUUUGUCACUGAUUCUAAUGCAGUGGUUCAGUUGAAAGGACUUGAAGCUGCACUUGUUUAUGUUGAAAAUGCCCAUGUUGCAGGAAAAACCACAGGAGAAGUAGUAUCAGGUGUUGUAAGUAAAGUUUUCAAUCAACCUAAAGCCAAAGCCAAGGAGCUGGGCAUAGAGAUUUGUCUCAUGUACAUAGAGAUUGAAAAAGGAGAGGCUGUGCAAGAAGAGCUGCUGAAAGGCCUAGACAACAAGAACCCCAAGAUCAUAGUGGCCUGUAUAGAAACACUGAGGAAAGCCUUAAGUGAAUUUGGUUCUAAAAUCAUCUUGCUUAAGCCAAUUAUCAAAGUGUUGCCAAAACUCUUUGAGUCUCGAGAGAAGGCUGUUCGAGAUGAAGCCAAACUAAUUGCUGUGGAGAUUUAUAGAUGGAUUCGGGAUGCUCUGAGACCCCCAUUACAAAAUAUAAACUCUGUACAGUUAAAAGAAUUAGAAGAAGAAUGGGUCAAACUACCAACGGGUGCUCCUAAACCAACUCGAUUUCUGCGUUCCCAGCAAGAGCUAGAAGCUAAAUUAGAACAGCAACAAUCUGCUGGUGGUGAUGCUGAAGGGGGUGGUGACGAUGGUGAUGAGGUGCCACAAAUAGAUGCUUAUGAACUUUUGGAAGCAGUAGAGAUCCUUUCCAAACUUCCCAAAGAUUUUUAUGACAAAAUUGAGGCAAAAAAAUGGCAAGAGAGAAAAGAAGCUCUGGAGGCUGUAGAAGUACUUGUGAAAAAUCCCAAACUGGAAGCAGGAGAUUAUGCGGAUUUAGUAAAAGCUUUAAAGAAGGUUUGUAGAAGCGGUAAAAUAGCACAUAAAAGUCAAAGUGUUGUGCCAACCAUUUUGGAGAAAUUCAAAGAGAAGAAGCCUCAAGUGGUACAAGCCCUGCAGGAGGCAAUUGAUGCCAUCUUCCUCACUACCACAUUACAGAACAUUAGUGAGGAUGUAUUAGCAGUGAUGGAUAAUAAAAAUCCAACCAUCAAGCAGCAGACCUCUUUGUUUAUUGCAAGAAGUUUCCGUCACUGCACUGCUUCUACACUGCCGAAGAGUUUGUUGAAGCCCUUUUGUGCUGCUCUACUCAAGCACAUCAAUGAUUCUGCUCCUGAAGUAAGAGAUGCUGCGUUUGAAGCAUUGGGUACCGCUUUGAAGGUGGUUGGUGAGAAAGCAGUCAACCCAUUUUUAGCUGAUGUAGAUAAGCUCAAGCUUGAUAAGAUCAAAGAAUGUUCAGAAAAAGUAGAACUGAUACAUGGUAAGAAAGCUGGGCUCUCAGCUGAUAAGAAGGAACUCAAACCUGUGCCAGGAAGGACUGCUGCUUCAGGAGCUGCAGGAGAUAAAGACACAAAGGAUGUUUCAGCACCCAAACCAGGACCCUUAAAAAAGGCACCUACUACUAAGACUGGUGGACCACCUAAAAAGGGAAAGCCAACUGCACCAGGAGGUACAGGGAGCACUGGAACAAAGAACAAAAAAGGAGUAGAGACCAAAGAAAUAGUGGAGCCUGAGCUCUCGAUAGAAAUAUGUGAAGAAAAAGCUUCAGCUGUCCUUCCCCCUACCUGUAUACAGCUGCUUGACAGCAGUAACUGGAAGGAAAGGCUAGCCUGCAUGGAAGAGUUCCAGAAGGCUGUUGAACUGAUGGACCGAACUGAAAUGCCAUGCCAGGCAUUAGUGAGGAUGCUGGCCAAAAAACCUGGAUGGAAAGAAACCAAUUUUCAGGUGAUGCAGAUGAAGCUUCACAUAGUUGCUUUGAUUGCUCAGAAGGGACAUUUUUCCAAAACUUCAGCUCAGAUUGUGUUAGAUGGCCUUGUAGACAAGAUUGGAGAUGUGAAAUGUGGAAAUAACGCAAAAGAAGCCAUGACAGCGAUGGCUGAGGCUUGCAUGUUGCCUUGGACAGCUGAGCAGGUUAUGUCAAUGGCUUUCUCACAGAAGAACCCCAAGAACCAGUCAGAAACUCUGAAUUGGCUAUCAAAUGCAAUCAAAGAAUUUGGGUUUUGUGGGUUGAACGUCAAAGCUUUCAUUAGUAAUGUGAAAACCGCUCUUGCUGCCACAAACCCAGCUGUGAGGACUGCUGCCAUCACUUUACUUGGUGUGAUGUAUCUGUAUGUUGGUCCCUCUUUACGAAUGUUCUUUGAGGAUGAGAAGCCUGCCCUCCUGUCACAGAUAGAUGCAGAAUUUGAGAAGAUGCAGGGUCAGAGCCCACCCACUCCAACCAGAGGCCUUUCUAAGCAUAGCACAGGGGGUGCAGAUGAAGGAGAGGAUGGAGAUGAACCAGAUGAUGGGGGCAAUGAUAUUGUUGAUCUUUUGCCAAGGACAGAGAUCAGUGAUAAAAUUACCUCAGAGUUGGUGUCUAAGAUUGGUGACAAGAAUUGGAAGAUCAGAAAGGAAGGACUAGAUGAAGUAGCAAGUAUUAUCAAUGAAGCAAAAUUUAUCCAACCAAAUAUAGGUGAACUUCCAACUGCCUUGAAGGGUCGACUCAACGAUUCAAAUAAAAUCCUGGUGCAGCAGACACUGAAUAUCCUCCAGCAGCUAGCAGUAGCCAUGGGCCCAAACAUCAAGCAGCACGUAAAGAACUUGGGUGUUCCUAUCAUCACAGUCCUUGGGGACAGCAAGAACAAUGUUCGUGCUGCUGCCCUAGCAACUGUGAAUGCCUGGGCAGAGCAGACUGGCAUGAAAGAGUGGCUGGAGGGAGAAGAUCUUUCUGAGGAACUCAAAAAGGAAAAUCCUUUCUUAAGGCAAGAGCUGCUGGGCUGGCUGGCUGAGAAACUACCUACUCUUCGUUCCACCCCUGCAGACCUAAUUCUCUGUGUUCCUCAUCUCUACUCCUGCCUAGAAGAUCGCAACGGAGAUGUGCGAAAGAAAGCCCAAGACGCUCUGCCAUUCUUUAUGAUGCAUUUAGGAUAUGAAAAGAUGGCCAAGGCUACUGGGAAACUAAAGCCAACUUCUAAAGAUCAAGUACUGGCCAUGCUAGAGAAAGCCAAAGCUAAUAUGCCAGCUAAGCCUGCUGCACCUGCUAAAGCAACGUCCAAGCCAGUGGGAGGGUCAGCCCCAGCCAGAUUCCAGCCAACAUCAGCACCUGUUGAAGAUUCUGUUUCCAGCACUGUAGAAGCCAAGCCUGAUCCGAAAAAAGCCAAAGUUUCAGGAGUCUCCUCUAAAACUAAGAGUACACAAGGAAAAAAAGCACCAGGCAAAACCGGCUUAAAGGAAGAUGAAGACAAAUCUGGGCCCAUUUUUAUUGUUGUUCCAAAUGGCAAGGAGCAAAGGAUGAAAGAUGAAAAGGGAUUAAAGGUGCUGAAGUGGAAUUUUACCACCCCACGGGAUGAAUACAUUGAACAACUGAAGACACAGAUGUCUAGCUGUGUGGCUAAAUGGUUACAAGAUGAGAUGUUUCAUUCAGAUUUUCAGCACCACAAUAAAGCCCUGGCUGUCAUGGUCGAUCACUUGGAGAGUGAAAAAGAAGGUGUUAUUGGUUGCCUGGAUCUUAUCUUAAAAUGGCUUACCCUGAGAUUUUUUGACACUAACACAAGUGUCCUAAUGAAAGCAUUGGAAUAUUUAAAAUUACUCUUUACACUGUUAAGUGAAGAGGAAUAUCAUCUCACUGAAAAUGAAGCAUCUUCUUUCAUCCCAUAUCUCAUCCUCAAGGUUGGAGAGCCAAAAGAUGUAAUUCGGAAAGACGUUCGUGCCAUCCUGAACCGGAUGUGCCUUGUCUAUCCAGCCAGCAAGAUGUUCCCCUUUGUCAUGGAAGGAACCAAAUCCAAAAACUCUAAGCAAAGAGCAGAGUGCUUGGAGGAACUGGGGUGUCUGGUGGAGUCCUAUGGCAUGAAUGUUUGCCAGCCAACCCCAGGAAAAGCUUUAAAGGAGAUAGCUAUUCACAUAGGGGACCGUGACAAUGCUGUGCGCAAUGCUGCUCUCAACACCAUCGUCACAGUAUACAAUGUCCACGGAGAUCAGGUGUUCAAACUCAUUGGAAAUCUUUCUGAAAAGGAUAUGAGCAUGCUUGAAGAACGAAUUAAGCGGUCAGCAAAGAGGCCUUCUGCCGCACCAAUGAAACAGGUGGAAGAGAAACCACAGCGUACCCAGAAUACAACCUCCAAUGCCAACAUGCUGCGCAAGGGCCCAGCUGAGGACAUGUCCUCCAAGCUCAACCAAGCCCGAGGCAUGAGUGGGCAUCCUGAGGCCACCCAGAUGGUUCGCCGGGAAUUCCAGCUGGACCUAGAUGAGAUUGAGAAUGACAAUGGUACAGUCCGAUGUGAAAUGCCAGAACUUGUUCAGCAUAAGCUGGAUGAUAUUUUUGAACCAGUUCUUAUUCCUGAGCCCAAGAUCCGAGCUGUGUCUCCACACUUUGAUGACAUGCACAGUAAUACAGCAUCCACAAUCAAUUUCAUUAUCUCCCAAGUAGCCAGUGGUGAUAUCAACACAAGUAUUCAAGCUCUGACUCAGAUCGAUGAGGUCCUGAGACAGGAAGACAAAGCCGAAGCUAUGUCUGGCCACAUUGAUCAGUUCCUGAUAGCAACCUUCAUGCAGCUCAGACUCAUCUACAACACGCACAUGGCGGAUGAGAAGCUGGAGAAGGAUGAGAUCAUCAAACUGUACAGCUGCAUCAUCGGCAACAUGAUCUCGGUAAGUGCCCUACUUGUUUUGCUCCAAGACAGCUUGCUAGCAACAGCCAGUUCUCCCAAAUUCUCAGAGCUUGUUAUGAAGUGUCUUUGGAGAAUGGUUCGGCUGUUGCCCGAUACCAUCAACAGCAUCAAUUUGGACAGAAUCCUUCUGGACAUCCACAUUUUCAUGAAAGUCUUCCCCAAAGAGAAGCUGAAGCAGUGCAAAAGCGAAUUUCCCAUAAGGACCCUAAAGACCCUGCUGCACACCUUAUGCAAGUUAAAAGGCCCCAAGAUCCUGGACCACCUCACGAUGAUUGACAACAAGAACGAGUCUGAGCUGGAGGCCCACCUCUGCCGAAUGAUGAAGCAUAGCAUGGACCAGGCUGGGAGCAAGUCUGAGAAGGAAACUGAGAAGGGCGCAUCAAGAAUAGAUGAAAAAUCAUCAAAGGCCAAAGUGAAUGAUUUCUUAGCUGAGAUUUUUAAGAAGAUUGGCUCUAAAGAAAACACUAAAGAGGGCUUAGCAGAGUUAUAUGAAUAUAAGAAAAAAUACUCAGAUGCUGAUAUUGAACCAUUUUUGAAAAACUCCUCACAGUUCUUCCAGAGUUAUGUUGAAAGAGGCCUUCGGGUGAUUGAGAUGGAGAGGGAGGGCAAAGGCCGGAUUCCCACUUCCACAGGCAUCUCACCUCAGUUGGAGGUCACCUGUGUGCCCACCCCUACAAGCACAAUGUCCUCCAUAAGUAACACAAAUGGUGAGGAGGUAGGACCAUCUGUCUAUCUGGAAAGACUAAAAAUCCUCCGGCAGAGAUGUGGGCUGGAUAACACAAAGCAAGAUGACCGGCCUCCGCUGACUUCCUUGCUCUCCAAGCCCACAGUGCCCCCUGUGGCCUCCUCCACAGACAUGCUGCACAGCAAGCUGUUCCAGCUGCGGGAGUCCCGCGAGCAGCACCAGCACUCAGAGCUGGAUUCCAACCAGUCCCACUCCGCGGGCACAGUGCCCUCCUCCUCCUCCUCUACCAACAUCGAUGACUUGAAAAAAAGACUGGAGAGAAUAAAGAGUAGUCGCAAAUGAAGCUGCCACCCUGGCUCCCUGCAGCUUAGGUUACUAAACUAGAAGCCCUCAUAGUAUGGCGUGGCCACACAGGUCGAGUGUGCACAAAGUGGCUGGAGGUAUCGGCCAGUGGAGGAGGUGACGUGGCCACCCCAGGUCCCCAAGCACCCACAGCCAACUGUGGAUUAGUUAGUGUACAGACUUGUAAACAGCUGUCCCUCAGCACACACUAGUGUCCAUGGCCUUUUUCUGUUCUUUUCUUUUUUUGACUGGUCAUUUGUAAAAUUGUCCUAAUCUUUCCUAGCUUUUAACUAUUAGAACUCUUUAAUAGUUUUUCUUUGAGUUUGUGAUCUCUUCUCCCUAUAGCCCUGAAGGGUCACUAAAUUCUGUAUGAAUGCAUGGCAUGAGGCAACUAAUUUAAGAGUCUUUUAUAAAUAAAGUUUGCAUUAACUAUA
Molecule: messenger RNA, 6393 nt
Organism: Octodon degus (degu)
Lineage: Eukaryota; Metazoa; Chordata; Mammalia; Rodentia; Octodontidae
Gene: Ckap5
Product: cytoskeleton associated protein 5
Exons: 42
Coding region: 110-5959 (1949 amino acids)
Biological process (GO): microtubule polymerization; centrosome duplication; mitotic spindle organization
Cellular component (GO): spindle pole; kinetochore; centrosome
Molecular function (GO): microtubule plus end polymerase activity; microtubule plus-end binding
Source: RefSeq, a predicted model, not a curated record